AUGGUUGUUGACCAAGAUAUAAGCAAGUCGUUAGAUUUGAAUAAUUUGUUGUUUGGACAAUCUAUUUUGUCUGACAAUAAUGUUAAUCCCAAUGACAAUGGUAAAAAAGGCAUAGGAGAAAUAAAUUUGGGAGAUUCAUUCUUGCUUAGUUCUCCUAAUAUAACAAAUAGUCGUUCAAGUGGUGAGGUAAAUGAAGGAAUACCUUCCGAUACAAACCCUGGAUUUCCAGUAAUGGAGAUAUCACAAUUAGAAAAUUGCAUAAGAGACAAAGACGUGAAAUUCUUCGAUGGAUCUUCAAUAGCGCUUAAAAAGAAGACUAAAUCAAAUAAUAAGAUAGACUUAGCAUCAUUAGGCAUGAAGGAAACAGACAGCAUAGUAAAUAUGGAUGAACUUUUCAAGAAAAUUAAUAUAAAGAAAUCAUUGAAGCAUAAUCAUGAAAAAUCGAAGUCAACUUCCAACAAACGUAGACAACUGCAACAAUGUCAAGUUUGGACCGAAAAAUAUAGACCAUCUAAUUUUGUACAAUUAUGCUCAGCAGGAAAUGAUAAGCAAUAUCGUUUAAUUCUUCACUGGUUGAAAAAGUGGUCGCAUGUUGUAUUUGGUGAAGCAGCCUCUAUGAAUGAUAAUGUUGAUUCGUUGGGUCGUCCUCAUAGAAAAUUUUUAUUAGUUAAUGGACCUCUGGGUAUUGGAAAAACAAGUGCAGCCCAUAUUUUAGCCCGUCAAUUAGGCUAUAAUGUACAAGAGCUCAAUGCAGCUAAUAGUAUGGAUACUUUACCGCAGUCUACAGGGUCUACAGGGACAACUUAUAGUAAUGCGACUGUAGCUUUGAAGUUAAAAAUUAUGAAUGCAUUAACUACAAAUUCAUUGACCUCGAAUGGUAAGCCAACAUGUCUUGUUAUUGAUGAAAUAGAUUCCAGUAUUAAUUCUCAUGAAAUAGUUAAGGUGCUUAACGAAUUGGCGUAUUCGGAUCAAAGAGCUAAUUACAGAAGUUUCAGAAGUGAAGCCAACAAAUUCACCUCUAGUUCGGAUAGUAAGUCAAAUAAAAAGAAGAAGGAUUUUAUCCUAAACAGACCUAUUAUUUGUAUUGCUAACGAUAUAUACUCUACUGGUAACUCCUUUCGUAAUGCAGGAGGAUCUCCAAUGGAUAAGCUAAGGCCUUUGUGUGAUAUAGUUACUAUGAGGAAACCAUCUUCGACGAAGACAGUAUCUGGAUUCAAGCGUGGUGGAAACGCCUCAAGGUCAGUUAAGGAACAUUUGAUGUGGAUUAACGAACGGGAAAACCUAGGAAUGGAUUAUCAACAAUUGGGUGAAGUCGUCGAAGUAUGUGAAGGAGAUAUCCGAGCCUGUAUUAAUUACUUACAAUUCAAUGGCCGGAAAGUCGAUUUACCAAAUAUGCCUAGUGCUUCACAAGAUAUUAGUAGAUACAAUAAAGACUCGCAAAUUUCUUGGUUUGUAAUGGUUGAUUUAUUAUUUAAACGAGAUCCACAAUUGUCGAAAGAUGAAAAUUUUAUGGCGUUGAUGGAUAUUGUGAUGAAUGGUGAGGGUAAAUCGACGUCUAGUAAUCAUGGAAGUCUUGAUAAGGUGAUUCGUGGUUGCUUCAAUAGGUAUUUGGAUAUUGUUCACGUUCAAGAUGAUACCCUAAAUAAGCCAUCUGAAUUAAGUGAUUGGUUAAGUUUCUAUGACUUGAUGGGCAACAGCAAUGAGAUAGACUAUUAUUCUAGCUUGGUAAGUAUGAAGAUUUGGUCAUUGUUUGGCGAAUUGAAUCCUAACAAAUUUUCAAAUGAAAAUAGUCUUCUUCCUAAUAGCAGAAACCUCGAGUUUGAAUCGUUUGAGUUGAUGAAACAAAAUAAAUCAAUAAUAAAGAGAGUCAUGAACAAAUUGCCCAUUUCACUAAAACAGAGUGUGGGAGGAGGAGGAGAAAUCAACUAUACAUUAGCGUGCUAUUUCUUACCGUACCUAAAUAAGAUUUUGACACCAGAUACAUCAGAGAAUAAAUUAAAGACGAAUUUGAAAAAUUUCGAAAAGAAGUUAGUAGAAAAGGCUGCAAAAUUGAUUAAAGACAUUGAUUUACAUUUGGAAAAGCAUCGUGAUUUUGAUACUGGCCAGGAAUCUUUACAGAUAUCACCUAGCUGGGAUACCAUUACUAAUUUUGAAACAUAUUUUCUGCCUGUUUCAGCAAGUGCCCUAACGAAGCAAAUUCAGCUUAAAAGACAAUGGCUCUUUCCUAUCAUUCAAGAGGAAAUGGAAAGAUUGGAUAUGCUUAAGAAGAGUCACAAACGGAGUUUGGAACCCUCUAAUUCGAAGGAUAAAGAUGAAAAAGAUAACAAAAAGAAAAAGAGUAGACUCAAUAGCCUUGAAUUCUUUAAAGGUAGAUAUGACGUCGUUGCAAGCCAGAUCAAUGAAUCAGAUUCAAAUCAUGAAUUAACAAGGAUAUGGGUCAAGUAUAAUGAAGGAUUUUCAAACGCUGUUAGAAAGAAUAUUGGAUGGAAUGAUAUAUGGAUAUAG
This is a messenger RNA of Debaryomyces hansenii CBS767, 2505 nucleotides long. RefSeq names its product Ctf18p (gene CTF18). Gene Ontology annotation, molecular function: ATP hydrolysis activity; DNA binding; ATP binding. The coding region runs from base 1 to 2505 and encodes 834 amino acids. The transcript has a single exon. The record is from RefSeq and is a predicted model, not a curated record. Gene Ontology annotation, cellular component: nucleus. Lineage: Eukaryota; Fungi; Ascomycota; Pichiomycetes; Serinales; Debaryomycetaceae.